AGAAAUUAGCAGAGUACGGAAAGACAUGUACAAUGACACAUUAAAUGGCAGUACAGAGAAAAGGAGUGCAGAAUUGCCUGAUGCUGUGGGACCUAUUGUUCAGUUACAAGAGAAACUUUAUGUGCCUGUAAAAGAAUACCCAGAUUUUAAUUUUGUUGGGCGAAUCCUUGGACCGAGAGGACUUACAGCCAAACAGCUUGAAGCAGAAACAGGAUGUAAAAUAAUGGUCCGAGGCAAAGGCUCAAUGAGGGAUAAAAAGAAGGAGGAGCAAAAUAGAGGCAAACCCAAUUGGGAGCAUCUAAAUGAAGAUUUACAUGUACUAAUCACUGUGGAAGAUGCUCAGAACAGAGCAGAAAUCAAGCUGAAGAGAGCAGUUGAAGAAGUGAAGAAAUUAUUGGUACCUGCAGCAGAAGGAGAAGACAGCCUGAAGAAGAUGCAACUGAUGGAGCUUGCGAUUCUGAAUGGCACCUACAGAGACGCCAACAUCAAAUCACCAGCCCUUGCCUUUUCUCUUGCAGCAACAGCCCAGGCUGCUCCAAGGAUCAUUACUGGGCCUGCGCCUGUUCUCCCACCGGCUGCCCUGCGUACUCCUACGCCAGCUGGUCCUACCAUAAUGCCUUUGAUCAGACAAAUACAGACCGCUGUCAUGCCAAACGGAACUCCUCACCCAACUGCUGCAAUAGUUCCUCCAGGGCCCGAAGCUGGUUUAAUCUACACGCCGUAUGAAUACCCCUACACGUUGGCACCAGCUACAUCAAUCCUUGAGUAUCCUAUUGAGCCUAGUGGUGUAUUAGAGUGGAUUGAAAUGCCAGUCAUGCCUGAUAUUUCAGCCCAUUGACUUGCUGGAUGAAGGACUAGAAUACAGCAGCUGUUAUAACACGACCAGUCAAUGUGGAACAAACUGUUUCUGUGCAACCCCUUUGUUUUACCAGACAGAAUUUGAAUACUUUUUUCCCUGAAUUGUAUAUGACCUUGGUGCUGCAUGCAUGCUGUUGACUUUUAGGACUUUGAUCUUUUAAGGUUGUUUUUUUUUUCCAGCAUUAAUAGUGAUUUAUAAAGAUUUGAAAGUCUUUAAUGAACCAGGACACUAAGAUUUAAACUCGAAAAUUCAUUGUUCAAUUAAAGAAAGUCACAUUGCUCUGUAUGUUAUCUGUGUGUGUGCAUGCACUCAGGUGCCUUUUGUUUUAUGGACAAAUACUUUUUGUUGUACAUGUUUUCCAUUUAUCUCUAAAUCAUUGUAUAAAGUAAUUAUAGGUCAGAAUUAUACCACAGAACUGUUGAUGAGAGGCUUGUUUCUGUUGCACAUUUUCUUGAAGCAUAUUUAAAAUAACAUGUAACCUGUAACCUUGUUUAAGUUUUCCUUUCUAUUAAUACUCUGUCCUGUGGUCCCGUGCAUGCUCCUUUUCCCAGAACUCCUCUCUGCUGCACCCACAGCAUCUGUUCCCGAGGAGUUAUGACUCUUGACUUCCUGUAGGGCUGGGACUCUUAGCCUCCAGCUGCUGUACCAGCACUUUCAAUUCAAGAUCUCCCUGAUUUUGCCACAUGGAAUUAUACUUGUAUAUGAUGAAUUUAUCUAAAAUGAGUAAGGGUGAUAGACCAGUUUACUGCUUAGAAACAGCAAGAGGCACUGCAGUAAAAUUUGUCUCUCGUUAAACAACAUGUUUUUUGUCUGUUGGGAAAUCUUUAUUUUUUAAAUUUUAAAUAUUAGACUGGCAAAAUAGAAACCAAAACAUGCAGAUCCCUAAUUGGCAUUCACACAGUGAAGAAUAAUGAGUCGUAAUGGGGGAAAAAUGUAUUAUGAUCAGUUUUAUUUCUUGCUUUACCACCUAAGCAGUAAAACAUAAUAUUGACCACUUGGCGAACUGAGAAAAUUAUUUUAAAUUGCUGAGUUAUAACAGAUUUGCACACAGAUAACAUGCAUGCUAUUUAUAUCAAGUCUCACAUAAAUUACUUUAAAAUAAGCAGUGCCCUUCAAAACAGAUGCAGACAUGUGUGUUGGUAGUAGUGAGGAGAUUGGUAUUAGCAUCAAAUCUUCAUUGAUGACUAAUUUUUAAUUCCCUUCCUUUUAUCUUUAGGUAUGGCUUUCCCAACGAAAGGCUAAGAAUUCAAGAACGGUCUUAACUGAACCCUCAUCAGAUCUGAAUUUAACAUGCUUAGUCUCAGCAGCCUCCGGGGGAAAAAAAGCUUAGCCUAGCAGUCAGUGACUUACUUGCACUUUUUGCACAUAGAUAUAAAGUAAAAUUAUGUUGUUAAUUUGGUUUAGUCUGUAAUAUUACAAAGUAAUGGUAAUUUAUAAAGGAGUGUAUAGUAGUAUACUGACUGCUAAGUGUACUAUACUGUUUGCUUUACUAAUCACCUAAUUCAUUGCAGUUCAUACUUAUUGACUCAAAGUUUAAAACCACAAUCUGUAGGCUUUAAGAAUUGCUUUUAAACCUUUUUAAGUGAUAAACUCUGGAAGUGGUCUUAAGGUUAGCAAAUAAUUGUCAGUAUUAAAUAUGACAUUAUUUAAGUAGUCCUGCUGCAAGAAAGGCACUUCAGUGAAUAUGUGACUAGUAAAGCUUAAAUAUGUUUGGAUCUACUAGAGUUCAUGAAAUACUGUAAUUUGGGGAUUGUAAAUGAAUGGAUAAAAUAGGUUAAGGCCAAGAUGUUUGAAAUGAAUGCAAUAUUAAUAGAUGCAUAUAUACGUGACAUAAUAUGGUUAAUUUUAAAACUACUGUGCCUUAACGUGUUUCUUAAACUUUUGUAGUAAAUGAACAUUUGAAAUCCAUUUUUGAUAAACCUGCUGUUAAUGUUUUUUUUUCCCCUUGUGAAUGUUUUCUAACUUUGUCUUGGUAAUUGCAAUUUAACUAGGUGCGGUGGCUACUAAAGUUCGAAGGCACGAUAUGCGUGUCCAUCCUUACCAAAGGAUUGUGACCGCAGACCGAGGUUAGUUUAGUUCUGCAGUUCUUGUUCAUAAGAAUGCGCUGGGUGUCCAUACAAUUUGCAACACCACGCCUGAUGGAAACAUGUAAUUGCUUACCUGCACACAGUUUCUUUUCCUUUUCUAAAUUCAUUUGUAAUAAUUGACAGAUUUAGGGGUUGGGUUUUUUGUUUUGUUUUUUUUUCUCCUCCCUUUAUAUUUUAACUUAUUAAAUCUUCUGUUACGUGCUAUGAUUUAUUCCUACUAAAACACAAAUUAGUUGAUUGGGAAAGCUGUUAAAUUUUGAUGUUGCCUCAACUAUUUUUCAGUAAUAAUGUUUGCUAAAAUUUUCCUUUAAUUGUUCAGAAAUUUGGGGUUGGUAUUGCAAAAUGAAUUGAACAGAUGGUGCUUUAAUGAAAGAAGUAAAGGACUAUAUGUCUCCUGUGUACUUUUGGAGAAAACUGAAGAUUUAGUUUCCCUUUUUCUUUAUAAUAAAAUAUUUGAGCCACUGUAUAAGCCUGAGGGUGCACAUGUCAGGUAUUUAGAUGAAAUCAACAAAGUAAGGACUGUGAAGAUAACUUUCAUGUAGUUGGAUUUUUAAAAAUAAAUUAGAAAGUCAAUUCCCUUUUAUUCUUACAUUCUCUUGCCAAAAUGGAUCCUUUGAUUUUUGUCAUUUGCUGCUAAAAUAUAUUAUCCGAAGGGUAAACUAUCUCUUAAAGCUUUGUGGUGAUAGAGAUCCAGCUGUUUGAGUAUCCUUUUUGACUAACCUGUGACUGGAAAAUAAGUCUCCAUUUUUCUCCUUUACAACAUUGGUAAUUUGUGUCCUAUAUAUGCCCUUGGACCCUUUUGUAAAUUAUUUAUGCUUGUUGAGGAGCGACAUUUUCGGUUUAUUGACAUUGAAUUGUUUCUUAAGUUUUUCAUCACAGGAUGGUAAUCUGAAGCAUGGUAGAAAAGGAUUUUUUACACUUUUCUAUCAUGGCACAUUUAUUAUCUACUAAUUAAAUCUAUCAGAAUCUCUAAUAUUAGUGGGAAAUAAGUGAUGGAUUUACACUUCAGUCUCACGUCUAUGAAUUUAUGUAAGACCUGCCAGCUUCAUGUGGUUACCUUGAAUACUGAUGAUAAAUACUAGACAUAGCUGUUCUUCACAUCAGAAAUAAAAUGCCUUUCCAAAGAUAUUGUUGAUAUUUAUUUAACAUCAUACAUAAUUAAAGAGCCCUGAGGACUUUUACACUAAUGUAUACAUGACUUGUCAUGAUUAUUCAGUGAACAGAAUAGAUCCUCAGAUGAACGAUAAUUUAUGAAGGCAGAACUUCUGAUAAGUGUGUCAUGUACAAGCAUAUGCACAGCUCUUCUUGCAUCAGAGCAUGUCCCCCUAGGAAUGGGAGAGUUUUUUUGUUUGUUUGUUUGGUGUUUUUUGGCACUUUAGUUCUAAAGAAACUGGAUAAUUCCAUUAGUAACUUAAAGUGUAUACAUAUCGCUGAUAUCUAAAAUAGUUUAAAGAGCAGUUUCAAGUGUUUUUUAAGGAGAUUUUUAAAAAUAAUUUUGUCUUAACACAAUAAUUAUUGGCCUACUUAAUACUUCAGUGCCUUGAGAUAGUUGAAAAUAUUGGAGGGCAAUAUUACCAUAUUUGGAAAAUUACAACACAUUCCAUGCAUGGCUCUUUCGUACUUACAUGGAUUUUGAUUAGUCCUGUCACUGUUUUUAUUCAAAAUGCAAUGUCAGCAAACCGAAAUGCUAUUUUUUAUAAAAAUAACAGAGUACUUGUAUACUUAUUAUCACUGUAUGCACUCAUUGGGUCUAAGGGAGAUGUCUAAAGUCCUUCACUUAAAUUAUUUUAUGAUACUACUGUUUUCUCUAUUUUUGAGGUUUUCAAAACUAUUUUUAAAAAGUCUUUCGAAGAGAAGCUUAUUAUAGGCAUUCACUUACUGCAAAGAAACUCGGUCCUUGGAUGUAUAACCAUGUAAUUCUAUUAUGAUAAUUUAGAGCACUACAUGGUUGACCAGUAUCUAGUUCUUUACUAAAAAUAAACCCAUUUCAAAACUGAAUUUGAAGCCUGAAGACCAACUGACGUUUUAGUUGUAAUGAACUAUAAAUGGUUUUGCACAGUUUUGACAUACCUGUGUGUACUGUAGGAGGCCCAGACUUGGCAGAGGAUGUAUUCUAGGUGUACUGGUAUAUGUAGAUGGUAAUUUGUUUUAUUUAUAUAUUCCACACUCCAAAAAAAUCAGAAGUUUUUCUGAGUAAUGAUUUUAUAAAAACCAUCACUUACCAAAUUUGUAUAAGAAACUUAGUUUUAAUCAAAAUUUUAAGUAAUAUCAAAAAUGCUUUAAGAUAUUUUAUUUUGGAGUACCUGUGAAGUAGUAUGACUACAUCAUGUUAAAUAUUUAUUUUCUUCUUUGAUUUUGGAGGAACAGUUUUUAUUUUAAAUAAAAUUCCACUUUUUAAGAAAUUCAGGGAAGAUUUGGUCACAGUGAAGAUACAAUAUUUUUUUAGUAUUUAUAACCUGUUCUAAAUAAUAGAGUGUAGAAAGCAUUUUUGUCAUAUGAAGGUAAAUCAGUUCAUUCUAUAGAUCAUUUAAACUCUGUGAACAUUACACCUACUAGGUUUUGAUUUAUGAAGUGGCACAGAAUCUUACUUUGCACUGAAUAUCUUUUCGUUCACAUCUCCUCUGCCUUAGUCACGAUGGCAACAGUACAGAAAAUUAUAUCAAACCUCAGAAUAUAGUAGAAAUAAUUAAGCUGUUGAAUGAGUCUUAAAAAUCAUACUACUGUUAAGUGGACCAAGUUUGGUGAAGCAGAAUGUGACAGAGGUUGAUUAAGGAAGGAAUAGCUCAAGGACAUUGGGAAUGAUAACUUUUCCACUUGAGAAUUACUUUAUGUUUUACUGUAAUUUUUAAACAUUUUUUGUUCCUUUUGUUAUUUUGCAAAAGAAAAUAGUAUUUACAGGUGGCUUCUUUUAAAAUAUAAAAAUAUAAAGCAGGAAUGUAUAUGAAAUGUCAGAUUUUAUUGUAUUUGCAGAGUAUUAGCUUUGAAAUUGAAUAAAGAAAGCUGUUUGUAGUUUUAAAAUGCCUUAUUGGUAUCAGUUAGAAAUUUCUUCUAUUUUUUGAUGUACUUAGAGCUUUUUGAGUAUAGAUUUUAAAUGGCAGGAUUUUACAGUGUUUACAUGCAAGUGCAUUUUAUAAGUGUUCUAUAUGUGUAAAAUAGUAUUUUCAACUGGAAAGUGUUGGCUAGUGCAAGAGGCCUGGCCUUUUUCUGGUUCCCAUGAUGUUGCCUACACUGCUAGACUACAGUUUAGUAUUGCUUUGUAUCAUGAGGCCAAGAAAUUCCAUGUUGUUUGUAAAUAGAAUAAUUGAAAAAGCAAUAAACAUUUAUUGAACAAAAGAAA
Messenger RNA from Carlito syrichta (Philippine tarsier), 6283 nucleotides. It is a transcript of the gene QKI, whose product is annotated as QKI, KH domain containing RNA binding. Gene Ontology annotation, biological process: regulation of mRNA splicing, via spliceosome. The coding region runs from base 26 to 838 and encodes 270 amino acids. Lineage: Eukaryota; Metazoa; Chordata; Mammalia; Primates; Tarsiidae. The transcript is spliced from 6 exons. Gene Ontology annotation, molecular function: mRNA binding. Gene Ontology annotation, cellular component: nucleus. The record is from RefSeq and is a predicted model, not a curated record.